This is a messenger RNA of Cokeromyces recurvatus, 1154 nucleotides long. RefSeq lists its product as uncharacterized. The record is from RefSeq and is a predicted model, not a curated record. Gene Ontology annotation, molecular function: protein binding. The transcript has a single exon. Lineage: Eukaryota; Fungi; Mucoromycota; Mucoromycetes; Mucorales; Mucoraceae. The coding region runs from base 30 to 956 and encodes 308 amino acids.
CUUCUUCAUCUGUAACACAAUCAAGUCAAAUGAGCUCUUCCACUAUCAAUAGCAGCAGCAGCAGCAGCAGCAGUAGUAGUAGUAGUAGUAGUUUUACAGUAUCUAUAUCUAGUUUAAGUUUAUCUAUUCUUUCUUCAACGAAUACAGCAUCUCCUUCAUUACCUUCGUCUACAUUUAGCUCAAUACCUUCUCCCUUAUCUUCCUCUUUAUUCAGCUCAUCAUCGUCAUCAUCGUCGUCAUCGACAUCAUCGACAUCAUCCUCUAUCCUCUCCUCCGCCACAGUUACACCCUCUAUCAUAUUAAGUAGCAAGUAUAAUAAAAGCGGUUUGUCUAAGGGAGCUAUUGCAGGCAUCAUUGUCGGUUGUAUUGUGGGUGGUCUCUUUUUGAUCGCACUUCUUCUUCUUUUCCUUUUACGUAAAAGAAGGUCUAAAUCACAACGUAUUUCAUAUCAAGAAAAUCUUGAAAAGUUUACACCAUACCAAUCAGAACCAUAUCCUAUGUCAAUGGCAGCUGCCAGUAUUAAUCAUCCAAGCAAUGCUGCAACUGCCGCUGCUGCUGCUGCUGCUGCUGCAACUGCUACUGCGACUGCUACCUCCCCCACCAGCACUACACCCAUAACAGCAGCAGCAGCAGCAGUUGCAGCAGUUAAUACAACUGGAUUAACACCCGCUAUCAUCGAUAAUAAUACACCACAGACACCUGUCAUUGAUGAGGAGUUUUGGAACCAACCACCACUUGGUACCUAUAGGGUCGUUUCAUCGUAUACACAAACAUUAGAUGAUGAACUCUAUAUUCAACCAGGAGAUCAGAUUCAAGUUUAUAUGGAAUAUGAUGAUGGUUGGUGUCUUGGUAUUAAUCUAACGCGGGGAGAAGCUCGUGGUGUAUUGCCUCAACAUUGUUUAGAUAAAGAUAAUAACCUUCUUACCACUAAUAAUAAUACUAAUAUGUCAUCCUAAUAGUCAUUUAUAAAUAAUUUAUCCAAUCCCUUUCUCUCUCUUUCGUCUUCCUUUUCGCUUUCCCUUCCUCUCCAUCUUCCUCUCCUCCUCUCCUAUUUUAUUCUAUCUCUUCCUUCUCCUCCCCCCCUUUUUUUUUGACAACGAGAAUGAUUUAAAAGUUAUAAAUAAAUACAUAAUAAUAAUUACGUUUGUCCUGAU